AUACUAGGUGCUUCUGCAACAAGUGGUCCAUCUGGUGGUUCAACCACUGCUUCUGCAACCACUGCCAACGGGGAAAGCCAAAAUGCAGAAAGACCUCAAGGAGGCAACCCGUCGGCUACACGUGGAUUGCCACCACGAACAGUUGUUACAGGACUUGCAGCUAUUCCGGCCUUUCCAGGGAGGUCCUCAGUUGGUGUUAUCCUUCCUGUUCAAAUGAGAAGCCAAGUGGCAGCACCUAACCAGUCAACUGGUCCUCAAGGUUCUCAGACUGCCGUGGGCAACGGAUCUCAACCGAAUUCGGCAUAUGUUGUUCCACAAGCUUCUUCAGGCAGUGCUGUUUCUGCUAUGAUAGCAGAGAUAUCUGCACAGGUAGCCAAUGCACUGGCUGCAAACCCGCAGGCAUUGGCUUCACUUACAUCAGCUGUGCUGAACCCAGCAGCCCAGGGGCCUCACCCCCCAACCACAAACAAUGGAGCUGGCACCGUGAGCUCUGUGACAUCAGGAAAUACACAAUCACAAAAUGAGCUGCCGGGUUCUCAUCAUGGGCAAACUUCAGUGAACGUGCAGUCUGAUGCAACUGGUGCAGGCACUGUGCCUUCAAAUACAUCCGGUCCCAGUUUGACACCACAAGACAUCAGUACUGUGAGUGUCUCCGAUGUUGAUAGCAGUCAACAACGCUCUGGGGAAUCGGCAGCAGCCAGCUUAGGAGGACAGAUGACAGGCACACUUACAGGUGAUGUUCCUUCGGGCAUGCCGGCAGAAAAUUCUGAACUGAAGAGCAAGCCGUCAGAUGGAGAAACCGGAGAGUCUACUAAACCUGCUGCUAGUGGUGGGUCUGGGCCACUUGGUCUUGGUGGUGGCCUGCAGCCCAAGAGACGUAGCAGAGCAACAAAGCUAUCUGGGACUAGCAGCGAUUCUGGGGAAGCCGUUAACACCUCUUCUGUCCCUAGAAGCCAGGAAGCUGUUCUGAGGGGACAGCAGGCUCUGCAAGCUCUUGUUUCGAGAGGCGCUAAUGCGAGCAGCGGCAGUGUUACGGCUUCUCAAGCCCCAUCUUCAACUCCUCGGUCUGCUGCUGGAAUGCCUCUGAGAAGACCGGGUGGUGAAGGGCAAGUUGACCUCGGCAGUAUGCUAUCAAGUGUUCUCAACAACCCGAUGUUCAGCAAUCUGAUGUCAAAUGUAGCUGCUCAAACAGGGAUGGAUUCACCAGCUGAUGUGAGGAACAUCAUGGAAGACCUGACACAGAACCGUGCAGUGAUGGACACCUUGAGCAGUAUGGUGCAAAAUGUGGAUGUGCCACAGAGGGGGGGCCAAGGUGGCUUUGACUUGUCCAGUAUGAUGCAGCAGAUGAUGCCUGUUGUGUCACAAGUUCUUGGUGGAGCUUCACCUCGUCGUGCUGGUACGGAUGUGCAGCCUCGACAGAAUGACAGGGAAGUGAGCGGCGCCGCAGGUGGAAGAAGCUCUCAGAUGGAUCUCCAAGAAGCAUGCCAACGCAUCGAGCAACGUGAUGCCCCUGAGGAUAUCUUUGGUGCUGUCCUUGAGACCGCUGCCCAGGCUUAUGGCAACGACGAGAGCAUCGAGGUCAUGCUUGAAGAGCUUGCCAGUGACCCAGAGCUCGCUGAUGAGUACAUGAAGCUUCUGCUGGAGCAAGUCGGCGAGAGGGUGGAGUCUGAAUCCGAGGCCAAGACGCAGUCGUGAAGCGUGGCCCGGGAGUCGGUCCGGUCGGUCAAGUGGGCGGUACAUUUCAGGCGCGGCGUGGUUGACAAUGUGGUGAAAACAUAUAUACAGAACUCAUGACUUGUGGAUGUAAUUGUGUCUCCUGACUGUGGAUGUAGUUGUUGUCUGUUGUCACCGAAUUUUGCUAGUGACAUGCACAUAGCUAGCUAGCUUUGGGGAACCGUAUACCUGGAUCGUCUGUCUGUGCUACCGACGACAUUUCGACAUUUAAUUGUUGGUCAUUGCGAUUUAUGCUGGACUCGGAUUUUUCGCUGUUGA
Molecule: messenger RNA, 1992 nt
Organism: Triticum dicoccoides
Lineage: Eukaryota; Viridiplantae; Streptophyta; Magnoliopsida; Poales; Poaceae
Product: protein split ends-like
Exons: 5
Biological process (GO): ERAD pathway
Cellular component (GO): BAT3 complex
Molecular function (GO): misfolded protein binding; polyubiquitin modification-dependent protein binding
Source: RefSeq, a predicted model, not a curated record